AUGGCUCACGCCGUGACCUUUCAUCCUGUGCGUAAUUUUACAAAGCGCAGGCAGCGGCCGCUGACCGGCGAGGGGGAGCUGGCAGUCCGCUUGCAGACCUGGCUGGGACAAGAGCUAGAGAAGUGUGGCAUUGAUGCCAUGAUUUAUACUCGGUAUGUCCUCAGUCUUCUGCUGCAUGAUAGCUAUGACUACGACCUGCAGGAACAGGAGAAUGACAUCUUCCUGGGCUGGGAAAAGGGAGCUUACAAGAAAUGGGGAAAGAGUAAGAAAAAGUGCUCUGAUCUAACACUAGAGGAAAUGAAAAAACAGGCUGCUGUCCAGUGUCUUCGCUCUGCCUCUGAUGAAAGCUCUGGAAUUGAAACGCUAGUGGAGGAGCUUUGCUCCAAACUGAAAGACCUUCAGAGUAAGCAAGAGGAGAAGAUUCACAAAAAGUUAGAAGGCUCUUUGUCUCCUGAGACUGAUUUAUCUCCCACAGCAAAGGAUCAAGUAGAAAUGUACUAUGAAGCAUUUCCUCCUCUUUCUGAAAAGCCAGUUUGCCUGCAGGAAAUUAUGACUGUAUGGAAUAAAUCCAAAGUAUGCUCUUACUCUAGCUCCUCAUCUUCAUCUACUGUUCCACCAACUAGCACGGACACAUCUUCUCCAAAGGACUGCAAUAGUGAAAGCGAAGUAACUAAAGAUAGAAGUAAUAAAGUAUCUGCCACUGUACAGGAGAGAACCCAGCAGAAGAAAAGUAAAAAUGAGAAAGAAAACAAGUUUAGUAACAACACUGUGGAAGAGAAGCCUGUUUUGUACAAGAAGCAAGUCAGACACAAGUCUGAGGGAAAGAUGCGUCCUCGCUCCUGGUCAUCUGGGUCCAGUGAGGCUGGCUCAAGUUCUAGUGGUAAUCAAGGUGAAUACAAGGCAUCAGUGAAAUGCAUUAAAGUAAGACACAAAACAAGAGAGGUUCGAAAUAAAAAAGGGCGUAAUGGGCAAAGCAGGCUUGCAGUGAAAUCGGGUGAAAAGGCUGAUCGAAAAGUCCACAGCGGAAGCAGCAGCAGCAGCAGUAGCAGCGGGUCCAUCAAACAGCUGUGCAAAAGAGGUAAAAGGCCAUUAAAAGAAAUUGGAAGAAAAGAAGCUGGUGGUAGUGAUGGGAAAGAUUUGUAUUUAGACAGCAGAAAUGAAAAGGAAUAUAAAGAAGAACCCUUGUGGUACACUGAGCCGAUUACAGAGUACUUUGUUCCUCUUAGCAGAAAAAGCAAGCUGGAGACUACGUACCGCAACAGAGAAGAUCUACGUGGAGUAACAUCAGAGGCUGUAGAAGAGUUGUCUGAAUCAGUGCAUGGUCUUUGUAUAAGCAACAAUAAUAUUCAUAAAACAUACCUCGCAGCAGGUACUUUCAUCGAUGGUCACUUUGUAGAAAUGCCUGCAGUUCUAAAUGAGGAUAUUGACCUCGCUGGGACCUCAAUAUGUUCUCAACAAGAGGACGACAAAUAUUUAGAUGAUGUUCAUCUAUCAGAACUAACGCACUUCUAUGAAGUGGAUAUUGAUCAAUCCAUGUUGGAUCCUGGUGCCUCAGAUACGAUGCAAGGGGAGAGUCGGAUUUUAAAUAUGAUUCGACAAAAGAGUAAAGAAAAAGCUGAUUUUGAGGCAGAAUGUUGCAUAGUGUUAGAUGGAAUGGAGUUGCAAGGGGAAAGUGCAAUAUGGACAGAUUCGACCAGCUCUGUUGGUGCUGAAGGGUGGUUCUUGCAAGACCUUAGUAAUUUAGCUCAAUUUUGGGAGUGCUGCUCAUCUUCUAGUUCCGGUGAUGCAGAUGGUGAAAGUUUUGGAGGAGAUUCUCCGAUCAGAUUCUCUCCCAUCUUAGACAGCACAAUGCUUAAUUCACACAUGCUUGCUGGCAAUCAAGAGCUCUUUUCAGAUAUUAAUGAAGGGUCUGGUAUAAACUCUUGUUUUUCAGUGUUUGAAGUGCAAUGCAGCAACUCUGUUUUACCAUUUUCUUUUGAAACACUCAACUUGGGAAGUGAAAAUGCAGAUUCUAGUAGCACUGCUAAUAUUCUUGGGAAAACACAGUCUAGAUUGCUAAUAUGGACCAAAAAUAGUGCCUUUGAUGAAAAUGAACACUGUUCCAAUCUUUCAACGAGAACCUGUAGUCCAUGGUCACACUCGGAAGAAACACGUUCUGACAAUGAGACUUUAAAUAUUCCGUAUGAAGAAUCGACGCAGUUUAAUGCAGAAGAUAUUAAUUAUGUAGUUCCUAGAGUGUCUUCGAGUUACGUAGAUGAAGAAAUUCUAGAUUUUUUGCCAGAAGAAACCUGCCAGCAACAAGGUAGAACUUUAGGAGAAAUGCCCACUUUGGUAUAUAAAACAAAAUCUAAGCUAGAAUCUGUCUGUGGUAUUCAGCUAGAACAAAAAGCAGAAAGUAAAGACUAUGAAACUACACAAGGGUGUAGUGAAGGCAGUCCACGUGGAGAUGGCUACAGCUCAGGGGUUAUUAAAGAUAUUUGGACAAAUAUGACAGACAGAAAUUCGGCAGCGAUGGUAGAAAUAGAAGGAAUAGAAGAUGAAUUGUUUUCAACUGAUGUAAAUAACUAUUGCUGCUGUUUGGAUACAGAAGCAAAAGUUGAAACCCUCCAGGAGCCCAAUAAAGCAGUGCAGAGAUCAGAGUAUCACCUUUGGGAAGGUCAAAAGGAGAAUUUAGAGAAGAGAGCCUUUGUCUCAAACGAUUUAUCAAAAGUAGAUGGUGGUGACUAUACUACACCAUCAAAACCUUGGGAUGCUAACCAGGAGAAGGAAAGUUCAUUUAUACUUGGUGGAGUGUAUGGGGAGCUCAAAACAUUUAACAGUGAUGGAGAAUGGGCAGUGGUGCCACCUAGUCACUCAAAAGGGAGCUUAUUGCAGUGUGCAGCUUCUGAUGUAGUGACAAUAGCUGGUACGGAUGUUUUUAUGACUCCAGGUAAUAGCUUUGCUCCUGGUCACAGGCAAUUAUGGAGGCCAUUUGUAUCAUUUGAACAGAAUGAGCAAUCAAAGAGUGGAGAUAACGGAUUAAAUAAGGGGUUUUCUUUUAUCUUCCAUGAAGACUUACUGGGAGCUUGUGGUAACUUUCAAGUUGAAGAACCAGGGCUUGAGUAUUCAUUCUCUUCCUUUGACCUGAACAAUCCAUUUUCGCAAGUUCUUCAUGUAGAGUGUUCGUUUGAGCCAGAAGGAAUUGCAUCUUUCAGCCCUAGUUUUAAACCUAAGUCAAUCCUGUGCUCUGAUUCAGACAGUGAGGUUUUACACCCCAGGAUAUGCGGUGUUGAUCGAACGCAGUACAGGGCUAUACGCAUUUCUCCAAGGACUCACUUUCGCCCAAUUUCUGCAUCUGAACUUUCUCCAGGUGGUGGAAGUGAGUCAGAAUUUGAGUCAGAAAAAGAUGAGGGAGGUAUUGCUGUCCCUUCUCAAGUAGAUGUUUUUGAGGAUCCACAAGCAGAUCUCAAACCUCUGGAAGAAGAUGCAGAAAAAGAAGGGCAUUAUUAUGGAAAAUCAGAGCUUGAAUCUGGAAAAUUCCUUCCCAGAUUAAAAAAGUCUGGAAUGGAGAAGAGUGCACAAACAUCAUUGGAUUCCCAAGAAGAGUCAGCUGGGAUGUUGCCAGUAGGAAACCAAGAUCCCUGUUUAGAAUGCAGCAUGAAAGAAUCUGUAGAUGGGAGGGCGAUGGAGAGCUCUAAAGUAAACUGCAGAAUAGUGGAGCCACGUGAGGAGACUGGCAGGUUUUGCAGUUGUAAAGCAGGGUGCCAUUUCCCCACGUACGAGGAUAAUCCUGUUCCUUCAGGAGAGCUUGAAGAGAGAAUGAGUGGCAGCCAGGAAAAGCAGUGCUGGUGGGAAAAGGCGCUCUAUUCUCCCCUUUUUCCUGCGUCACAGUGUGAAGAGUGUUAUACAAAUGCCAAGGGAGAGAAUGGUGUAGGAGAAUUUGCAGAUGUAAAGGAAAUAUCCAAUGAUGAUGAACAUCUUUUAGAUUUUAAUAUGUCCUUUCUACAUAGUCAGGAAGGAGGAGGACUUGCCCUGUAAUUGUGACAUCUCUCCUGAACAACUACAAAACUAACUAACCUCCCAGCCCAGAAAAAAGCAAGCAUGUUCUUUAUUGUUCCCCAUCAACACUGUCAGUUUAAAUCCUUAGGUUUCUUCUGUUUAUGAAGCAAGAUGUGCAGAUGAUAUAAAUGCUGAGGCAAAACCAAAUGGCUUCAGGAAGAAGAUCUACUCCAGUGAUAGCUCCAGCUCUGAAGACACAGCUUCAGAAGGUGGAAGUGAAUGGGCUGAUCCGUGUGAGGAGGAGCUUUUUUCUCGAACUCAACUAUAGAAACUGCAGAGUAGAACAGAUGAUUUUAAAAAGUAACAUGAGAUGGAAAACUAUCCUUCUUUGAGGGUCUGUAGCUCUAAAACAACAACUUGAGUUUCCUCUUCAGUUAAUGGAUUCAGAUGUGUAUUUAUCUUUCUCUUCUUGCUUAUUUUGUAGAUGAGGACACAGCUGUGUCCUGUUGAAAUUCUCCCCCUCCCCCCAAAAAAAAACCCUGUUAAAUUCUUGGCUCUUUGAACUAGACUAGAUUGUGUUGUCAAAUCAAGAAUGGAUGUGCAUGUGCUUGUCUUAGUAGUACCACUGCUUUUUUGCAUCUUAAUUGCAGUUAUUUUCAUUCGUAACUGUAGCCCUACCACUAUGACUAUCUUCUUAGCAUUGCAGUGUCUACAACUACUUCUGCUAUUCAGAGACUUCAGCUUUCUGCACAUUAGGCUUUGUUCUUUAAGAACUGGGAGAUAAAUACUUAACACUGUAAUCUAUCAGUGCCUUUCUGAAUGCAGGAGAAAAGCAUGAGUGACUUGUCCAGUCUUCAUUCAGUAAAUCUCAUAACUUUGAAGUAGGAACAACAGGGUUGUGCUUUAGAGACUUACAGAAACUGUGUUUUCUAUCCUAUGAUCCCCCCACUCCCACAAACCAACACUGAGGAUACCAUGGUUUGUAUUUUUGCUAACUGGAGAAGCCAAGGAUUUUUUGUAGGUAUGGAGGCAAUGUGGGGUUGUUUUG
Messenger RNA from Indicator indicator, 5026 nucleotides. Its product is annotated as KIAA0232 ortholog. Lineage: Eukaryota; Metazoa; Chordata; Aves; Piciformes; Indicatoridae. The coding region runs from base 1 to 4017 and encodes 1338 amino acids. The transcript is spliced from 9 exons. The record is from RefSeq and is a predicted model, not a curated record.